UUUUUCUAACUGAGCGGUUGAGGCUGAAUCUGGCGCGCUGGAGAGGAAGUCAAAUCGUGCUGGACUGGAUUGACGCGCCAUGCUGUAGCUCGCUUUAUCUCAAGAAGAAGAAGAAGAAGAAGAAGAAGGAGAAAACAUGUCCACAUGCGAUGAUGGCAUUUUUGUUUUUGCUUAGGAUUUCUACUUCUUUCAUUUGAAUUCCUGCAAGGCAUGGCUUUCCUUUUUGCGUGCUUCUUUCUGUCUUGUUCCAGUGUGUGCAGUGUUUGGGGGAGUCAACACAGUGAGAGCAGCAUCUAUUUAGACAACAUCACGCGUAUAUUGGACAGAUUACUGGACGGCUAUGACAACAGGCUGCGACCUGGAUUUGGAGGUCCAGUCACAGAAGUCAAAACGGACAUCUUUGUCACCAGCUUUGGACCUGUUUCAGAUGUUGAGAUGGAAUACACCAUGGACGUGUUCUUCCGCCAAACAUGGAUUGAUGAACGCUUGAAAUUCGAAGGCCCCAUAGAGAUCCUGCGGCUCAACAACCUCAUGGUCAGCAAGAUCUGGACGCCGGACACAUUUUUCCGCAACGGCAAGAGGUCGAUAUCUCACAACAUGACCACCCCCAACAAGCUGUUUCGCAUCAUGCAGAACGGAACCAUCCUCUACACCAUGAGAUUAACUAUAAAUGCAGAGUGUCCAAUGCGCCUGAUGAACUUCCCGAUGGACGGACACGCAUGCCCACUCAAGUUUGGGAGCUAUGCCUACCCUGUCAGCGAGAUCAUGUACACGUGGAAGAAAGGUCCUCUGUCUUCCGUUGAGGUCCCUCAGGAGUCUUCCAGUCUCUUGCAAUAUGACCUCAUCGGGCAAAGAGUGUCCAGCGAAAGGCUGAAGUCUAACACAGGGGAAUACAUCAUCAUGACCGUCCAUUUCCAUCUCCAAAGGAAAAUGGGAUUUUUCCUCAUCCAGACCUAUAUUCCCUGUAUCAUGACGGUCAUCUUGGCACAAGUCUCCUUCUGGAUUAACAAGGAAUCCGUCCCGGCUCGGACAGUUUUCGGUAUCACCACCGUGUUGACCAUGACCACGCUCAGUAUCAGCGCUCGCCACUCCCUCCCCAAAGUCUCCUACGCCACUGCCAUGGACUGGUUCAUCGCCGUUUGCUUCGCCUUUGUCUUCUCCGCCCUCAUCGAGUUUGCGGCAGUCAACUACUUCUCCACGCUGCAAGCCAACCGGGAGCUGCGGAAGGCGGUGGCCAUGAAGGCGGCAGCUCAAGAGGCCGCAGCUGCAGCUGCCGCCCCAGCUGCCGCCGCAGGAAAUGAUGGAGAGGUCUCCUUGGCUGACGCCAGUAACGUGUUGAAGAAAAGGAUGAAUUCAGCUCCUCUCUUUGAUCGCCCGGCCAAAACCUUCCCCAACCCACCGGUCAACGCCCAGGCCUUCCUGCAGCAGGGUUCCGCCAUGCCAGCCAACAACGUCCUGACAGGCACGAGCAUCAUCGACAAAUACUCUCGCAUCCUCUUCCCGCUUUCCUUCGGCGCCUUCAACCUGGUGUACUGGAUUGUGUAUCUUACCAAGGACACCAUGGAGAUGUCCAGGGAUAGUGUCUGAAGCCGGAGAGUGCGGAUGCCAUAUUUCACCACACACACACAAAGAUGCUACUGCAAAGACACAUGAGUGCGACUCAAUGAAAAACCGGUCUCAUCAACGUUUCAUUGUGUGCGAUGCAUGCCAAAAAGUCUUUCAUGAUGCAUUGUGAGUCUUUGUACGUUUGAUUGUGUCUGUAGACUAGAUGCGAGUGUGCAAACAGUACGUUAGGGCAGACACGGUCCUUCUCCUGACUGGGUACUGAUCUUUACUCGUUAGGCUGAGGCACAGCAGGCUCUGCUAUACUUCUUCACGACUGCAAUAUGCAUGCGACAUGAGAGAUUUAGCAUGUGAAAGGAUGGAGUGAUGAUUUAUCCUCUCCAAUGAUCACUUCACA
Molecule: messenger RNA, 1960 nt
Organism: Nerophis ophidion (straightnose pipefish)
Lineage: Eukaryota; Metazoa; Chordata; Actinopteri; Syngnathiformes; Syngnathidae
Gene: gabra6b
Product: gamma-aminobutyric acid type A receptor subunit alpha6b
Exons: 10
Coding region: 211-1587 (458 amino acids)
Biological process (GO): gamma-aminobutyric acid signaling pathway; synaptic transmission, GABAergic; monoatomic ion transmembrane transport
Cellular component (GO): synapse; neuron projection; postsynapse
Molecular function (GO): transmitter-gated monoatomic ion channel activity involved in regulation of postsynaptic membrane potential; GABA-A receptor activity; inhibitory extracellular ligand-gated monoatomic ion channel activity
Source: RefSeq, a predicted model, not a curated record